Parastagonospora nodorum SN15 is the source of this 339-nucleotide messenger RNA. RefSeq lists its product as hypothetical. Lineage: Eukaryota; Fungi; Ascomycota; Dothideomycetes; Pleosporales; Phaeosphaeriaceae. The transcript is spliced from 2 exons. The coding region runs from base 1 to 339 and encodes 112 amino acids. The record is from RefSeq and is a predicted model, not a curated record.
AUGCCUGGUCACCAAGAUCACUGGGACGCGAAUUGGGGAGCUUAUCUUCCCAAUAUCGACAGCCUCGAUGUUUUAAUGACGAUUCGGGAGGCAGCCGAUUACUGGUACUACAUGCGUGGCCAUGGGUCUAUCGCCGCUAAUGAUUACAUCCGCGCUCUGAAGCCCAAGGUAAUGGCUCUCAACUCGAAGAAUGUCAGCUUCACAGUAGUUUGCCAAGGCUGUCCGUUCAAGUUCAACCAUCCUGAUCCUGUACCCGACGGCUGCGCCUGCGCCAGUCGAUUUGAGAAGGAUAUCGCACAACGAAUCAUGGGGUUACCGGAGCCUACACUGAUGGACUAG